Messenger RNA from Saccharomycopsis crataegensis, 354 nucleotides. RefSeq names its product ATP synthase subunit H. The coding region runs from base 1 to 354 and encodes 117 amino acids. NCBI's taxonomy places the organism in Eukaryota, Fungi, Ascomycota, Saccharomycetes, Ascoideales, Saccharomycopsidaceae. The record is from RefSeq and is a predicted model, not a curated record. Gene Ontology annotation, biological process: proton motive force-driven ATP synthesis. The transcript has 2 exons. Gene Ontology annotation, molecular function: proton-transporting ATP synthase activity, rotational mechanism.
AUGUUGUUCCAAGUAGCAAGAAGAUCAACUGUCAACGUUGCUAGAAAUGUUUCUGUCAGAGCUUUCUCCUCUGCUCCAGCCAGAAGAAACUUGAUCAGUGACUUGUACGUUUCUGAAUUGAAGUCUUUCAAGCCAGCUGUUGUCAGUGCCGCUGACGCUGCCGCUGCCACUAAGGCCUGGAAAUUGCCAGUUUCCCCAAAGAGCCCAGAAGUUGAAGGUGAUAUUACCACCGACAUUUCUGCUUACGAAGCUGCUGAAGUCGAAACCGAAGGUGCUACCCCAGCCGCUGAAGCUGAAGCUCUUGGUGAUGACUGGUUUGUCGUCGAAGAACUCAAGCCAACCCACCACCACUAA